Messenger RNA from Suillus plorans, 655 nucleotides. RefSeq lists its product as uncharacterized. Bases 179 to 655 code for a protein of 158 amino acids. The record is from RefSeq and is a predicted model, not a curated record. The transcript is spliced from 3 exons. NCBI's taxonomy places the organism in Eukaryota, Fungi, Basidiomycota, Agaricomycetes, Boletales, Suillaceae.
CAACUUAUGAGUCCAGGACGUGAGAGCACUGUCGUAGUUGCGGCCUUAGUUCUACGUCGGUGCUAGGUCGGUUGCACCGUCGCUGGUCCGUAGUAGCUGACUUAAACCUUGGACUUCGCGAAGAAAUAAAAGACUUCUACAACCUACAAACACAAGAUCAAACAAUGGGGAUGCAUAAAUGGGCAGACAGCAAGGAGAUCAAUUAGCUUCAAAUUCACCCCGUUGUGUACAUACAUACCGAUAUUACCAGUCCACCCAACACAAGAUGUUGACACAUAUCGUAGCUCUUUUAUCCUUGACAAUCCUCGUCAUAGCCGGCGACUCGCAAUGUGACACUGGAACGAUUAUGUGCUGUGACCUGAAACCCACGUCAUCCGAGGCAACAGAAUAUUUCGCACAGGGGGGAAUCGUCCAGCGUCGGGCAAAUAACGAGUGCUCGGGGGUUAGCGUUGUGGGCACCUCCCAAGGCUGCAGUGCGAAUCAGGAACCCUUGUGUUGCGAAGAAGUCGAUACUAUAGAUUGGGGCUUGACCAUAGAAUUAUUGGAUGUCAUACAGACCCCGAGCUCGAUCGCUCACCAAGCAACGCGUGAAGAUAAACAAACACCUCGACGAAGCAACGAAUCUAUCGUGGCACCGAUCCAAUGUGGAUGUUGA